UCUGGGCGGACGCUGCGGCGAGGGGCGGGGCCAGCGCGCGCGCUCCAAAAUGGCGGCGGCCAGUGUGGCCGGGCCGGCAGCUAACGUGUUCCCGUUCCGCGACUUCCGCGCCGCGCCGGAUCCGGUGCUGGAGGCGGGCCCUGUGGCACACGGACCACUGCCGGUGCCGCUGGUGCUGGACAAUGGGUCGUUCCAGGCCCGUGCCGGCUGGGCGUGCCCCGGGCCAGACCCGGGCCCCGAGCCGCGCCUGCAGUUUCGCGCCGUGUGCGCCCGCGGGCGGGGCGGGGCUCGCGGAGGGGCGGGCCCGCAGGUGGGCAACGCGCUGGGCAGCCUGGAGCCGCUGCGCUGGAUGCUGCGCUCGCCCUUCGACCGCAACGUGCCGGUCAACCUGGAGCUGCAGGAGCUGCUGCUUGACUACAGUUUCCAGCACCUGGGUGUCUCCUCGCAGGGCUGUGUUGAUCAUCCCAUAGUUUUGACAGAAGCCGUGUGCAACCCCCUGUAUUCCCGACAAAUGAUGUCCGAGCUUCUUUUUGAGUGCUACGGGAUUCCUAAGGUUGCCUACGGAAUAGACAGCCUCUUCAGCUUCUACCACAAUAAGCCAAAGAACUUGACUUCCAGUGGCCUCAUCAUUUCAUCUGGGUACCAGUGUACACACAUUUUACCCAUCUUAGAAGGGAGGUUAGAUGCUAAAAACUGCAAACGCAUCAAUCUGGGAGGAAGCCAAGCAGCUGGCUACCUCCAGCGUCUCCUCCAGCUGAAGUAUCCUGGGCACCUGGCAGCCAUCACUCUCAGCCGCAUGGAGGAGAUCCUGCAUGAGCACAGCUACAUAGCUGAGGAUUACGUGGAAGAACUGCAGAAAUGGCGGUGCCCUGAUUAUUAUGAAAACAACGUCCACAAGAUGCAGCUCCCAUUUUCCAGCAAGCUCCUCGGCAGCACUCUGACCUCCGAGGAGAAGCAGGAGAGGCGGCAGCAGCAACUGCGGCGGCUGCAGGAGCUCAACGCCCGUCGGCGCGAGGAGAAGCUGCAGCUCGAUCAGGAGCGGCUGGACAGACUGCUCUAUGUGCAGGAACUUCUAGAGGAUGGCCAGAUGGAUCAGUUUCACAAAGCUCUCAUAGAGCUGAACAUGGACUCCCCGGAGGAGCUGCAGUCCUACAUCCAAAAGCUCAGCUCUGCAGUGGAGCAAGCGAAGCAGAAGAUCCUUCAAGCAGAAGUCAACCUGGAGGUGGAUGUGGUGGACAGCAAACCAGAGACCCCUGACCUGGAGCAGCUGGAGCCAUCUCUAGAAGAUGUGGAAAGCAUCAAUGAUUUCGAACCCUUGUUUUCAGAGGAGACGCCCGAAGUGGAGAAGCCAGUCACCACUGUCCAGCCCGUGUUUAACUUGGCAGCGUAUCAUCAGCUGUUUGUUGGGACAGAAAGAAUUCGAGCUCCGGAAAUUAUCUUCCAGCCGUCGCUCAUAGGAGAAGAGCAGGCUGGGAUAGCAGAGACCCUUCAGUACAUUCUGGACAGGUACCCAAAGGACGUUCAGGAAAUGCUGGUUCAGAACGUUUUCCUCACUGGCGGGAACAUGAUGUAUCCAGGGAUGAAGGUUAGAAUCGAAAAGGAGCUGUUGGAGAUGAGACCCUUUCAGUCUUCUUUUCAGGUUCAGCUUGCCUCUAACCCUGUGCUGGACGCCUGGUACGGUGCUCGUGACUGGGCCUUGGACCACCUCGAGGACAGUGAAGUCUGGAUCACCAGGAAAGAGUAUGAAGAAAAAGGAGGAGAGUACUUCAAGGAGCACUGCGCUUCCAACAUCUACGUCCCCAUCCGCCUGCCCAAGCAGGCUUCUCGCUCCUCAGAAGCCCCGGCAUCUGGCAAAGGCUCGGGGGCCAGUGGAGGCGGUGCUGGCGAGUAGGCGUAACGGAGGGGUCCCCUCCAGGGCCCUUGGGCCCCAUCGGCCAGUGUGGCAGGACAGUGACUGUGCUAGCUGUGUCCGCCCUGAGUCUGCCGGUGACAUUGGGCUGCAAGAUGGAUUUCUCCUGGGGAGAACAGUUAGGGACACUGGGAGUUACCCUUUAGAACUGUGUUCAUUUGGGGGCUUCUGCAGUGAAGAAACUUUAAGUGGCCUUCUGGCAUCUUUGUUGAACCAUGGGAAAGCUGUGGCAUCCACUUUCUUCACCAGUAAAUGAAGACAGAGUGGAGGACAGAGGUGUACAAAAGGCACAAGGCUUGUUCCUUACUGAAUUUUGACUCCAUUCUUUAAAAGAAAAAAUCCUUUAAGAUUUAUAUUAUCAGUGUAGAUAUUCUUCUCACUUUAUUCAGAAAUUAUGUGAAUGCCCAGCAGGUGGAGGUCUUUCACAUAAAUACAUGAAAAAGGUACUGUUUAUGUAACAAAAGCAAUCACCCACGAAAUCUCAGGAGCUGGAAAUACUCCCCUCCUCCUAUUAUUUCCUCUUACACAUAAGGAAAAAGGGCCCAAAGAGGGUAACCAGAUCGUGCACAGUCACUGUUAGGGGCCUGCUUGGUGCCCACUUCUGAAAGGGCAGAAAUGAGGCCUUGGCUCAACUUUUGUUCAUACUUUCUUUGCUGGAAACGUUUUCCACCAUACGAGGGCUUCCUGCAUAUUUUUUAUUUCUAUCCCUGUGAGUUUGUUGGCUGCUUCACUUCUUCAGGCCUUCUGAAGAAGACACGGGUUGGAGAAGGUGACUCCUGUAGCCUUUCCAGUUUUGCCAUAACCUCAUAUUCGCUGUACCUUUGCAGCUUCCUCUGAAAUGGACAGAUAACCCCUCUCUGUGACAGAGAUUGCUUUGGUGAGAAUUUUAACUCUCAAACACACCCAGUAAUUGAGCCCAGAACUCCCCUGAGCUCCUAGUGUCCUUGUCACAGGAUCCAGACAUUUAAAUUCUGUGGAGCCUCUAGCCCAUGCCUCUGAUGAGGCCCCCUCAGAGCCUGUCUGCUCAUCCAGUUUACCAGGGGUGCUCACCUGGAUCUCCAGCUCUCAAGGGCUUUGACACCGAAGAGCAGGAGGGGGCAGUGGUGGUGGUGGAGAAGGCAGAAGACCCAAGCCAACGCAAGAUCUCCCAAGGCCUUGCCAGUGAGCCAUUGGCCGUCCGUGGCUGGGCCCAAGGCCUGAUGAGAUGCUGAUAAAAGAUGAUGUGAAGAAGAAGGCAGGACCAAC
Molecule: messenger RNA, 3154 nt
Organism: Equus caballus (horse)
Lineage: Eukaryota; Metazoa; Chordata; Mammalia; Perissodactyla; Equidae
Gene: ACTR5
Product: actin related protein 5
Biological process (GO): regulation of DNA-templated transcription
Cellular component (GO): cytoplasm; Ino80 complex
Source: RefSeq, a predicted model, not a curated record